CGCCCCGCCCCGCCCCGCCCCGCCCUCCUCGAAGCUGGAGGGCGCUGCGCGAGCGGUUCGUGCUGCGGUCGCCUGCCUCGGUUCUCGGCGCAGCCUUUUGUCCGCCGCUUUGUUCUCGCCGCGCUGGCGUCCUCCUCGCCCCCGUCGCCGCCCGCCCCGCGCGCCCGGGCCUUGCCAGCCAUGGUUGCUCGGCCCGAGCCUGAGGUCGAGGCCAUGGAUGCUGAGCUGGCUGUGGCGCCGCCGGGCUGCUCGCACCUGGGCAGCUUCAAGGUGGACAACUGGAAGCAAAACCUGCGGGCCAUCUACCAGUGCUUCGUGUGGAGCGGAACGGCCGAGGCCCGCAAGCGCAAGGCAAAGUCCUGUGUCUGCCAUGUCUGCGGCAUCCACCUGAACCGGCUGCACUCUUGCCUCUACUGUGUCUUCUUCGGCUGUUUCACAAAGAAACACAUCCAUGAGCAUGCAAAGUCAAAGCGGCACAACCUGGCUAUUGACCUGAUGUAUGGCGGUAUAUACUGCUUCUUGUGUCAGGACUACAUCUAUGACAAGGACAUAGAAAUCAUUGCCAAAGAGGAGCAGCGCAAGGCUUGGAAGUUGCAAGGUGUUGGAGAGAAGUUUUCAACUUGGGAACCAACAAAGCGGGAGCUGGAACUGCUGAAGCACAACCCGAAGAGGCGGAAGAUUACCUCCAACUGUACCAUAGGUCUGCGUGGACUGAUCAACCUGGGAAACACGUGCUUCAUGAAUUGCAUCGUGCAGGCGCUGACCCACACACCGCUUCUGAGAGAUUUCUUCCUGUCAGACAGGCACCGCUGUGAGAUGCAGAGCCCCAGCUCCUGCCUGGUCUGUGAGAUGUCCUCUCUCUUCCAGGAGUUUUACUCGGGGCACCGCUCCCCACACAUUCCCUACAAGCUGCUGCACCUGGUGUGGACGCACGCCCGGCACCUGGCGGGUUAUGAGCAGCAGGACGCACAUGAAUUCCUCAUUGCAGCCCUGGACGUCCUCCACCGGCACUGCAAAGGUGAUGACAAUGGGAAGAAAGCCAACAACCCCAACCACUGCAAUUGCAUCAUCGACCAGAUCUUCACGGGUGGGCUCCAGUCUGAUGUCACAUGCCAAGUCUGCCACGGGGUCUCCACCACCAUAGAUCCUUUCUGGGACAUCAGUUUAGACCUACCUGGUUCUUCCACCCCUUUCUGGCCCUUGAGCCCAGGAAGUGAGGGCAGUGUGGUUAACGGGGAGAGCCAUGCAUCAGGCACCACCACUCUCACAGACUGCCUGCGAAGAUUUACCAGACCAGAGCACUUAGGAAGCAGUGCCAAGAUCAAGUGUAGCGGUUGCCAUAGCUACCAAGAGUCUACAAAGCAGCUCACCAUGAAGAAGCUGCCCAUUGUGGCCUGCUUCCAUCUCAAACGAUUUGAACACUCAGCCAAACUUCGGCGGAAGAUCACCACAUAUGUGUCGUUCCCCCUGGAGCUGGACAUGACGCCCUUCAUGGCUUCCAGCAAAGAGAGCAGGAUGAAUGGGCAGUACCAGCAGCCCCUGGACAGUCUCAACAAUGACAACAAGUACUCCCUGUUUGCUGUUGUUAACCAUCAAGGGACCUUGGAAAGUGGCCACUACACCAGCUUCAUACGGCAGCACAAAGACCAGUGGUUCAAGUGUGAUGAUGCCAUCAUCACCAAGGCCAGCAUCAAGGAUGUGUUGGACAGCGAAGGGUACCUACUCUUCUACCACAAACAGUUCCUGGAAUAUGAGUAGCCUCCUGCCCUGCUGGACAGGAAAAACAAAAAGAACAAGUUGGCAAGCUCUCCGACAUGACCCCUGGUCUCCCCACAUCAGAACACCAUGGUAACCCUCCUGUGCAGACGUGCCUCACACGUGGCCCCUCUGCACUAGGAGAUGUCAGGGUGGCCAUGAGCUAUAAGAUUGAGUGGAGCAUGCCCUUGGUGGACAGGAGCUGAAGGGCCGCCUCUUCUCAACCUUGUGGUAUGCUGAGGGUGGAUGUCCUCAGAGCAGACCAGCCUCUGCCUAGUGCUUCACCCUGUCAUCCCACACGGUUUAAAAAGCACCUACAUCGUUGAAAAUGAGCCCAUUAAGGCUGUAGAGUGGGCAAAGUUGAUGCCAGAGGGCAGACUGUUUGCAGCAGCCUUCUGUGUUUUGUGGCAUUAAGGGCAGGGAGUGUGCCUGUUCUUUCUAAGGUUGUAAAAUAGCCCUGGGCCCAGGUUGAGGCCACCCACAGGCUAGAAACAUCUGUCCUACAGAUAACUUAGCAUCAACUGCAUGUGGAAACAUCAGCCCAGAGAUUCUAGAAAUAGGCAUCUUAUCUCUACCCCUUGCUCUUUUCCCACAAUAGUGAAUUUCAUAAAUGUGAUAGUAGUAAAGUGAAUGAUUACCGAGUUUAUAUGGAAGUCUAGGUGAUCCUCUUUCCUCUGAAAGCAGAUUGUCUUGCUUUUUGAUCCGUGCCAUUUGCUUGCCCUGUGCUCUGCCUUCUACAUGGCUGGUGGCCAGGCAGUGGAUCUUUGCAGUAGAUGGAAUAUGCCUUGGUGGCUCCAUUGAUCCAAUCUUCCCACAUCCCUUCUUUGGUCUUUGGUCCUUUUGCCUGCGCAGGUGGUUUAGUGGCCCUGUGAGAUUUGUGGCUGAGUGGUCCAGGUUGGAGGCUGCAUUGCACUAUGUCCUCCACUGUUCCACGUUUGCUAUAGUUUCAGUUACAGCCAGAAUAAAAAGGCUUGGUGACCAGUUCUGCUCACAGGGUCAGUCAUGAAGUUUCUUGUAAGAUAUUUUGCAUGUGUCUUUGGACAAGGCUUAGGUUGUCUAUUUCUAAGAAAUUAAAGUCUAGGGUCUCAAUGCUUUCUCUUUACACCACUGCCUUUUCAGUGGUGCUUGCCCAGGAACCUAUGGGCACAUUACCCCAGGAGUUUCAGGACCAGCAAGUAUUUCCUAAGCCAGGCUCUGAGCUGUAGCUCUACAGCAGGUAUCAUGUGCAUCAUUCACGCAUAGCGUGUACAGCUGUGUUCUGAUUGUCCUUUAUUUACACACCCAAAAUUUGAAUUACAUAGUUAUCAUGUAGGCAGAAUUUUUUUGAACUAUUUGAAGAUAAGAGGACUUUUCUUCACUGAUAGGCUGCAAAAAUGCAGGGCAGGUUCUAGCCCAGCUCCCUAGUCCGUUGUGAUGGGAUAGGGUAGCUAUGGCAGAGUUAAGUGGUGCUGUUCAGUCAGUGUGAAAUCCCCUUCAGGAGCCAAGGACAACUAACCCUCCUGUACAGUGUGCUCACUCGCCAUGUUCUCUGCUGUUGUGUUCUUGUUUCUGCAUUUAGAGUAGAGGACAACUUGAAGCAUGUUUUAGAAGAAGCCCAUUUUAAGAAAUGUGGGUGGGCUCAGGUUCUCAGGCAUGGACCCAUGUUUGUGGACUCAGCUGUGGAGAUGCCCUUGGGGAGUCAUAUUCUUGUGUUUGUGAAUACCCAGAGGAAAGAGUUCUCUGCAGUUGGCCUAGAGGAACCAGAGCCCAACUCCUCCUGAAGGUCUGUCUCCUUGACACUCUGGUGGAUGGGGCAUCCAGAAGCAGGGGAAAUGAGCAGGUGUGCUGGCCAGGCCUGCUUCCUCUGUCCCCAGAGCACACAGCCCAUCUCUCCCUGAAUUCGGGGCACUGAGGAGGACAGCACCUGUUUUCUGUCAGCCUGACUUUAACCUUUUCUAUCCAAAUGUAUUUCCCCUUCUUUACCAUGGACAACAUUCUAAGCACCGCACUCUGUGCCCGUGGCAAGGAGGCCAACCAACUCUGACUGCCACACAUCUAUCUGGCCCUCCCUCUGUGUCCUGUGACCUUCAGCAUGAUGUCUCAGAUAGACAGGCAUGUGUGGAUGACUGAGGAGCGGCAGAUUAGAGCAGUGGGCUUGGGAAGGUCUUCCAGUUCUGCCUUUAGAUAACAAGGCAGGAAAAGGAUUUCCCACCCAAGGACCAUCCAGUGUAGGUGCUCAGAUGGGCAUGAAGUGUGUCUCAUCACAGGGCUGUAUUGCCCAGCCCCAGUCUCUUCCCAUAUACCACUGGUCCCAGCCUCACAGGAGGCCAGACCAGCCCUCUUCAGAUGUCUUCAGUGCAGGAGGUAGAAUGGGGUCUGCAGUUCCUCUCUUCAUCCCAGGAGCCCCCUCAAGCUGGGCACAGGCCUGAGCGCCCUACACCAUGGGAACCUGAGUGCUGUUGUGUUUGGCUUGGUAUGUAUGCUUUUCCUUGUGUAAAAUUAUUGUUCUUUUUGACAAGUGGCUUGUUUCAUUUAUUAUAGCUUUGAAAUCCUUUUGUGAGGGGAAAAAUAUUCAAUGAUUGUACUGUAGUUAGAAGUUUUAUUACCAAGACAUUUAUGUCACUUUCUCCCCUGUCAUUUUGAGGGGCUUGACUGUCUCCCUGGUGGCUUUUAGUCUUUACUAUAUCCUAAUAAAGCUGCAUUUUAUUCUGAAACUGA
Onychomys torridus (southern grasshopper mouse) is the source of this 4452-nucleotide messenger RNA. RefSeq names its product ubiquitin specific peptidase 22 (gene Usp22). The transcript has 13 exons. Gene Ontology annotation, biological process: protein deubiquitination. NCBI's taxonomy places the organism in Eukaryota, Metazoa, Chordata, Mammalia, Rodentia, Cricetidae. The coding region runs from base 181 to 1758 and encodes 525 amino acids. The record is from RefSeq and is a predicted model, not a curated record. Gene Ontology annotation, molecular function: zinc ion binding; cysteine-type deubiquitinase activity.